UACUUAAAAUUAUGACUGCCUUGAUCCACCCUACACAUGGUUAGAAAUCAGGGAGGAAAAACGGUUCUCCCACGAUGAAGACAGAAGUCGAAACGCUGCUAACUCGGAGCAGUUUUUUUAAUAAGGGCUUCGACAGCAAAACUUGGCAAAAGAUCUUUCGCUGCGGUUUCGGUUUCCGCCCUGUCGUGCGUGCAGGUCGGCAGCACCUCGGGGUGCCAGGAAGUACGAAACAGCGAGCAGCUGACUGUAUCGUGACGGCUCGCAGGUCUGUCCCCCCGCCUCCCCGGCCCGUCCCGUCCCGUCCCGUCCCGUCCCGGCCCAGCCCAGCCCGGCUCAGACUCCAGCAGCUCCGCUGGUCCUGCGGCGCACGUCUAGGGAUCCUCGGUAUUUUCCGCACCGUAGUACAGUCUGGGAGUCACAGAGACCGCCAAGGCGCCCACAUGGAAGCGGAAGCCGAGAGCGCAGCGCGGGGAAUGGCGGCGGCUCAGCUGACGGAGACGGAGAUCAAGCAGCGGUCGAUGGCGGAGGAGGAUCCGAACGGCAACGAGCACGGAGCGGCCGCCCGCAGCAGCCGAGCCCCUCGCUGGGGGCCGCAGCACGCCGGAGCCCGGCAACUGGCGCAGCUCUACUCGCCCGGCAAGAGGCUGCAGGAGUGGAUCAGCGUGGUCCUCUGUGCCUGUCUGGUGAUCAUCAACUUCCUGUUCCUGCUGCUGAACUUCUCCACCGUGUACACGUAUCGGAUCAUCAUCAACACAUUUGCAGGGAUUGUGACUGCGGACUUCGCCUCCGGCCUGGUGCACUGGGGAGCGGAUACCUGGGGCUCUGUCGACAUUCUGGUCAUCGGCAAGGCCUUCAUCCGACCGUUCCGAGAGCACCACAUCGACCCCACGGCCAUCACCAGGCACGACUUCAUAGAGACCAACGGGGACAACUGCAUGAUCACCAUCCUGCCCCUGGCACACAUGGCCUACAAGUUCCUGUCCUACCCCCCCGAGGAAAACUUUGGAAACCCUAUAGGGGAGGGCCUGGUUCCGGGUGACCCCGAUUUGUUAGGGCUCGUUGUGACUGAGACCCCUCUGCUGCUCAGCGGUGCCCAAGAGGGAGAGGUGGGCACUGCCGGAGGGGGGCAGUUUGUGGCGCUGCGCACCUAUGAUGAGCUGCUGUGGUCUUCUUGCCGUCUGGAGGCGGGCAGCACCACCUCCGCGCAGUGGGAAUCUAGACUUGGGGACUCGGUGGGGUCUUGUGCCACAGACAUCAGCCGGCAGCCGUAUCACCCUGCAGCUCCCAGCUGGCAGCCCAGUGGAGCCCAGCACCGCUGGCUCAACUACCCCCUGGACUGCCUGGGGUUCUGGCGCAGGAUGGAGGAGCUGAUCGAAGCCCUGACCGGGGAGAAACCGCGCAGCGACGACAUGAAGUGGGCCCGGAAGAUGGAGUGA
Lepisosteus oculatus (spotted gar) is the source of this 1436-nucleotide messenger RNA. The record is from RefSeq and is a predicted model, not a curated record. NCBI's taxonomy places the organism in Eukaryota, Metazoa, Chordata, Actinopteri, Semionotiformes, Lepisosteidae.